AUGGCUGACAAUUCGUCUUUCAUGGACUGGGUCCCUCAGACUCCUCCACCUCUUUUCAACCCAUAUCAAGGCGAUUACAUGCCAGGCGGAUGGCCCCAGCAACCUCCGACCCCUCAAUUCCGUACCACUGGACUGUUCGAUCCCGUGCGCCGACGAACCCGUCUCGAAGAGUUCCUCCUGCCUGUCCUGCCUGCAGCGAAACGAGUCUGCAGAGGUCUUAUCCGCGCUACCAUCAAUGCGACUGCGACCGUUGUCACAGUGCCAACAUAUGCUAUUGUUCGGCAGGUCAGACACAUGCAGCGAGCUCGCAGAGCCGAUCCUCCACCUCAACAAGCUCCACGAAAUCGAGCCGUUCAAGCGCGCCCAGCUCGACGUGUCGUCAUUCAGACCCCUCCUCCCAGAACUCCUCAACAGCAGGAAACGGUCUUGAUCACUCCUCCCUCAACCCCUCCACCGCAGGAAACCGUCAGAUUUACUCUUCCAAAGAAGCAAAUCCAAGAAGACGUAGCUACAGAAGAGAUUCCAUUUGAGGUCCCAGAGUUUCGACCUGCUCGCCUCUUGCGACCAACGAACAAACAUGUCACACCCAAGAAGGUCAUCCGGCGCAGACGUCUUAAGGAUGCGUUCCCUGGCAUGCCACAAAUCCCUCCACCACAAACAUUGAAAUCAGUGACUGUCCCAACCCCAGAGCACGUUGUCCGGAAGACCCUUCCUGAAGCAGGAAGCGUCCGACUUCAUUCUCCGUUUCCGCAGUUCGCCCCAGGCCCUACCGCACCUUCGUCACCUCCCUCACCCGCAGCCUCAGUCGCAACCACAGAGUCAGUUACGCCAAGCGCGCAGCUGCAAAAUAACCUUUCUACUGCCACCGAAAGCGAUUCGGAAGGAAACACAGUGGUCUCAUCAGUCACGACAUCGAGAAAGAGACGCAUAGAUAUCCAAGGGUCGAGAGCGAUCGAAGGAAACGCGUGCCACAGUGCAAAGAGAUUCCAGACCGCAGGUCUGAGCGUCGACUCGCCCAACACCCCUACAACCAAACCUAUCAUUGUCGUGCAAGCAGCAGUAGUCGCAGCUGACGCAGAAGCACCACCCACACCUCUCAACAGUUCCUUGUUGUCGCCAUCACGCUUCAAGGACCGAAAGUUCCAUACUCCAAAGCCAAGCUCGAAGAUUUCGGCAAAGGUUUGCAAAACACCACCGUCCGCACAGUCUUUCAUCUCUUCGACUUGCGAUAUUUCUCCCGGCAAUUAUCACCUCGACGAUGUAAGAUCUCCCGUUAAGGGCGAGAUUUCUUCCUUCUUCCAAGGUACCCCACCGCCUUUCCCAGAACAGGACGCCGACGUGUUUCGGAUGAUCACCGCAGGAGGGGGGUCACCAAUUCCCGCGUCAAAGAACCUGGCUGAGCGCGAGGAGACCAAAGAACCGAUCGAAUCAAACACUGGCGAUGGACAAGUACAGUCAUCGGGUGAAAGAUCCACCGGUAAUAAGUCUGCCGUACAAGAGAGCGAGGAAGAGGAACAGCACAGUGUCGUCGCCCCAGCAGAAGAUGACAUCGAGAUAACGGAUAUACACUCCGGCCCAGCCACCCAAGGUGAUAUUCCUGAACCAAAUAUCACCACAGAAGCAACGGAGCGGAUCUCAUCAGAGGACGACAAAGAAGCACCUGUCACAGCCAUCGAAGAAACCACGAGCACUCCUUCACCCGCAAUUGACCUCAGGGACGAGAACGAAGACGGCGACGCAUACGCAUUCACUACAGACUCUGCUCUUCAGGCACCCGAAAAGAAGCUCGCGCAGCUCAAACUCGACGAUGAUAAAUACCGUACCCCUGAAAAACCAACCCCCAAGGCCUCUCCGCACUCAGUUGAGAGAACCACUCGAAGGACGAGAGCCGAAGCCAAGCGUGAGCUUCUGGCCAAAGAAAAACACCUUUACAACAUCGCCGAGCUUGCAGCCGAAUGGGAAGAUCGCAUCCAGCUCGCUCUCCAGCACGGUCACGGCAAUUUCAAAGCCAGUGACUUUACCCGCGUCGUCCCUCUCUCCAGCAACAACCGAGGCACAGACAGAUGGCUCAACGACGAGGUGAUCAACGGAUACCUCGCACUCGUGGUCAAGCACGGUCGACAGAACGACCGACCGUCACAAGUCCCUUCCUACCACGCGUUCUCAUCAUUCUUCUUCAACAACCUGGAGGAGAAGGGACACGAUGGUGUCAAGCGGUGGGCCUCCCGCGCCAAGAUUGGCGGUAAGGCCCUCUUGGAGACCGAGGCGGUCUUCAUCCCCAUCAACAGUGGCGCCCAUUGGACGCUGUUGGUGGUCUUGGGCAAGACGCGUAGUGCGACGCACUACAACUCGAUGGCCGGGAGUGGGCGCCGCUACAUCGCGGCGGUGAAGACCUGGCUGGCUGGGGAGCUGGGCUCCCAGUACAAGGAGGAGGAGUGGACGUUUGUGGAGCGGGGGGAGAGCCCAAUGCAGUCCAACAUGGACGAUUGUGGCGUCUUCGCCAUCACCAGCGCCCGGCAGAUCAUGCUGGGCUUGACGCCCAUGUCAUAUGGGCCAGAGAUGAUCCCUCUGCAACGAAAGAGGAUCGUUGCAGAGCUGGUGGCUGGCGAGCUCUUAAAGAGCGAGGUGUGA
This is a messenger RNA of Cladophialophora yegresii CBS 114405, 2631 nucleotides long. RefSeq lists its product as uncharacterized. NCBI's taxonomy places the organism in Eukaryota, Fungi, Ascomycota, Eurotiomycetes, Chaetothyriales, Herpotrichiellaceae. Gene Ontology annotation, molecular function: deSUMOylase activity. The record is from RefSeq and is a predicted model, not a curated record. Gene Ontology annotation, cellular component: nucleus. Bases 1 to 2631 code for a protein of 876 amino acids. Gene Ontology annotation, biological process: protein desumoylation. The transcript has a single exon.